Megalops cyprinoides (Indo-Pacific tarpon) is the source of this 1805-nucleotide messenger RNA. Its product is annotated as transmembrane protein 211. Gene Ontology annotation, cellular component: membrane. Bases 502 to 1182 code for a protein of 226 amino acids. The record is from RefSeq and is a predicted model, not a curated record. The transcript has 3 exons. Lineage: Eukaryota; Metazoa; Chordata; Actinopteri; Elopiformes; Megalopidae.
CUAUUCGUGCGCUCAAAGCCGUUGCCCUCACGGUAAAUCAAACCGCGCGGUGAGUACUGUGUCGAUACUUGGAGCUAGCUGCAGCCACACUAAAAAUAACUGCAGUUCAGGUUUUCAUUUCAUGCGCAAGUCUUGACCAGAAGAAAUUGAUAUUUAGAAGUAGAGCGCACCACACCGCGAUGACAGUUGUGGAAGCGCGGUGCUCACGUACUGUGUACGUUUGGGUGUGACGAAUGUCUUCAGUCACCCCCCUCCAAAAUGUUGGCUUCCUUAGACUGAAUCAGAGUUGAUUUGAGUGAGCAUUUGAAGAUUUUUCUUGUGGAUGGAAAGUAGCACCUCCGUUUUGAUUAAAGUUGAAUUGCAAAUCAAUGUUUGGAUCUUUUGUUCAUAAUUUCACCCACUCCCGUCUCGAGGUUGUGAUUUGUUGACAACCUUCAGUUGUGGUUUCUGAUGUAACAUUUUUGGGGAGUUUUUUUUCUUUUCUGGGUGACUGAGCUCCAAAUGCAUUCACUGCUGGAUCGGAAGAAGAAAGAAGCCGGGGUUGGGAUAGAUCUGUCUCCGAGCUCACUGCCCCAAGCUCCGAGGAUGUUCAGCUGUGUGGGCUGCUUCUGGGUGCUCUUAUCGUCGGCUCUGGUCGCAAUUUGCAGUUUUAGUUUUAUCUCUCCGGCAUGGAUUGUAAAGGAUCACCUGAAAAAUAAAGACUCUGUGAGCUUCGGGUUACUCUGGCACUGUUCCGAGUCCCUGGACCAUAUGUACAGAUGUUACACAUUUGGAGGGCUUGGAAAAUUCGCUGAAAUUCCCUCCAGCUCCUGGCAGACGAGCGCGGUGCUCUGUUCCGGGGGCUGCGCCCUGCUGGCCGUCAGCUCCCUGCUGGCCAUCAUCACCAUCUUCCUCCCCAGCGGAGCCUGCGAGCGGCGGAUCUGCACACUGGCCGGGUACAUGCAGAUGGCGGCGGUGGUCAUCAUGGCGUCUGGAUUGCUGGUGUACCCGUUCGGACUCAACUCCACCCUGGUGAAGUCCUUCUGUGGAGAUUCGUCCAUCUACUAUGCGGGAGAGUGUCAGAUUGGCUGGGGCUACAUGCUGGCCAUUGUGGGAGUCAUGCUCACCCUCUUCCUGCCCUUCUUUGCCAAAUAUGCACCCAAGGAGCACAUAUCUCCUACCCCGCUGCCCACCAUUUUAUAGUGAUGCUAACCUCCCUUCCCACCCCUGUCAAAAACUCAUGGGAGAAACUACUUUGCCCCUUUUGUCGGUGACUGUUUAGAACACAGGCCCAUAAAUUACCCAGAGUAUAUGUGCUGUCUUCUCUCAAUGAAAAACCUCUCUCCACAUUAUUUACAUUACUGGAUAAAAUGGAUUUGUGUCUGUAUACCAUGAAACCUCUAUCCAUUGUUUUACCAUUUAAAAACAGAACCAUCAAUUGUUAUUUUUGUACUUUCUUUUUCUAUGAAUAUACAGCUCUGAUAACAUUUCAUGAUAUGAUAACAUCAUUACUUAACAUGCAGAGAUUCACAGCGGACGACAAACCAUAACUGAUCAAUAUCUGGAUGUGCACUGUACCCACCCCUUGAGCAGUAUAUAAGAAACAUUUCUAACAUUGGCUUUUAGUUUAGUUAAGUUUAAGGACUUACACCUUUGUAUGAAUAGGACCACAACAGUGGCUGUCAUGCCAAUUAAAAUGAGUGGAUAAUAAAUCUAACAUUCCAAAAUGACUUCUGCUAUCAGGGAACUUGUGCAGGCAAGGUGAAGUGGAAAGGGAAAAACCUAUUUUUCAGGGGCAUUUUAUAACUCACAAAAAGGAAUAAAAA